CAGAUGUUACGUCAUUUCCGUAGCGGUUGUCGUUUCGGCGCACAGGAUAGAGUCCACAGCUUGAGAAGAAAGUGCGUCGCUGAGCUGAAAUCAUGGCCAACCAGUCGAUGGACAUCUUGGCCAAAGUGCUGGAGCAGUCCGCCAAGAUCAUGGAGGAGCAGGUGGACGCUCAGUUGAGCAAGCUGAAUGAAAUGGACGAUGAUGAUCUGGAGCGGCUGAAAGAGAAGCGACUGGAGGCCUUGAAGAAGUCACAGAAACAAAAGCAGGAAUGGCUCUCCAAGGGCCACGGAGAGUAUCGAGAGAUUGCCAGUGAGAAAGAUUUCUUCGGUGAGGUGAAGGAAAGCAAAAAUGUGGUCUGCCAUUUCUACAAAAGUUCCACCUUCAGGUGCAAGAUUCUGGACAAGCACCUGGCCAUCUUGGCAAAGAAGCACGUGGAGACAAAAUUCAUCAAGCUCAACGUAGAGAAGGCGCCGUUUCUGACGGAGCGACUGCGGAUCAAGUUCAUCCCCACGCUGGCUCUGCUGAUCGACGGCAAGACGAAGGAUUACGUGGUGGGCUUCACGGACCUGGGGAACACGGACGAGUUCUCCACAGAGACGCUGGAGUGGAGGCUCGGCACCGCAGACGUCAUCAACUACAGCGGCAACCUGAUGGAGCCCCCGAGCACGGCGCAGAAAUCCAGCUCCAAGUUCACCAAGGUGGAGAAGAAAACCAUCAGAGGGCGUGGCUACGACACAGACUCUGACGACGACGACGACUAACGACCCACGCUAUGGACUGGUUCUUCUCUCUGGACUUCCUCUUUUAGCAGGCAGCACCCUCUAUCUUCUCACCUCAGUGACUUCUAGUUUUCCAUAUUACUUCUGUUUGAUUCAGGACUUUAUAUUUACGGAUAAAUUAUGUUGCAUAAAUGGUGCUGAUGGACGCUGCAGCAGUGUCUUGUCCUCAGUUGGAUUUAUGUCAAAAGUUAUUUGUACUUCUUGAGCUGGACAAUGUUGAUGUCAAACUGUUCUGUGCCAAGAUUCCUCCUUCAGUCAUUUCACUUCGACCUCGAAAUAAAUGAGAACAAUUUCA
This is a messenger RNA of Synchiropus splendidus (mandarinfish), 1074 nucleotides long. RefSeq names its product thioredoxin domain containing 9 (gene txndc9). The record is from RefSeq and is a predicted model, not a curated record. Gene Ontology annotation, biological process: microtubule cytoskeleton organization. Lineage: Eukaryota; Metazoa; Chordata; Actinopteri; Syngnathiformes; Callionymidae. Gene Ontology annotation, cellular component: cytoplasm. The transcript has 5 exons. Bases 93 to 761 code for a protein of 222 amino acids.